This is a messenger RNA of Rattus rattus (black rat), 1362 nucleotides long. RefSeq names its product phenylalanine hydroxylase (gene Pah). The transcript has 13 exons. The coding region runs from base 1 to 1362 and encodes 453 amino acids. Lineage: Eukaryota; Metazoa; Chordata; Mammalia; Rodentia; Muridae. The record is from RefSeq and is a predicted model, not a curated record. Gene Ontology annotation, biological process: L-tyrosine biosynthetic process; L-phenylalanine catabolic process. Gene Ontology annotation, molecular function: iron ion binding; phenylalanine 4-monooxygenase activity.
AUGGCAGCUGUUGUCCUGGAGAAUGGAGUCCUCAGCAGAAAACUCUCAGACUUUGGGCAGGAAACAAGCUAUAUUGAAGACAACUCCAAUCAAAAUGGUGCCAUAUCUCUGAUAUUCUCACUCAAAGAGGAAGUUGGUGCCCUAGCCAAGGUCCUGCGCUUAUUUGAGGAGAACGAUAUCAACCUGACACACAUUGAAUCCAGACCUUCUCGUUUAAACAAAGAUGAGUAUGAGUUCUUCACUUAUCUGGAUAAGCGUAGCAAACCUGUUCUGGGCAGCAUCAUCAAGAGCCUGAGGAAUGACAUUGGUGCAACUGUCCACGAGCUUUCCCGAGACAAGGAAAAGAACACAGUGCCCUGGUUCCCAAGGACCAUUCAGGAGCUGGACCGAUUCGCCAAUCAGAUUCUCAGCUAUGGAGCCGAACUGGAUGCGGACCACCCAGGCUUUAAAGAUCCUGUGUACCGGGCGAGGCGAAAGCAGUUUGCUGACAUUGCCUACAACUACCGCCAUGGCCAGCCCAUCCCUCGGGUGGAAUACACAGAGGAAGAGAAGCAGACCUGGGGGACGGUGUUCAGGACGUUGAAGGCCUUGUAUAAAACCCAUGCCUGCUACGAGCACAACCACAUUUUCCCACUUCUGGAAAAGUACUGCGGUUUCCGUGAAGACAACAUUCCGCAGCUGGAAGAUGUUUCUCAGUUUCUGCAGACUUGUACUGGUUUCCGCCUCCGACCUGUUGCUGGCUUACUGUCAUCUCGAGAUUUCUUGGGUGGCCUGGCCUUCCGAGUCUUCCACUGCACACAGUACAUUAGGCAUGGAUCUAAGCCCAUGUACACACCUGAACCUGACAUCUGUCAUGAACUCUUGGGACAUGUGCCUUUGUUUUCAGAUCGCAGCUUUGCCCAGUUUUCUCAGGAAAUUGGGCUUGCAUCGCUGGGGGCACCUGAUGAAUACAUUGAGAAACUGGCCACAAUUUACUGGUUUACUGUGGAGUUUGGGCUUUGCAAGGAAGGAGAUUCUAUAAAGGCAUAUGGUGCUGGGCUCUUGUCAUCCUUUGGGGAAUUACAGUACUGUUUAUCAGACAAGCCAAAGCUCCUCCCCCUGGAGCUAGAGAAGACAGCAUGCCAGGAGUAUUCUGUCACAGAGUUCCAGCCCUUGUACUACGUGGCGGAGAGUUUCAAUGAUGCCAAGGAGAAAGUGAGGACUUUUGCUGCCACGAUCCCUCGGCCCUUCUCGGUUCGCUAUGACCCUUACACUCAAAGGGUUGAGGUCCUGGACAAUACUCAGCAGUUGAAGAUUUUGGCUGACUCCAUUAAUAGUGAGGUUGGAAUCCUUUGCAAUGCCCUGCAGAAGAUAAAGUCCUGA